AUGGGCCGCAGAGAUCGGUUCAAGGAGCGCUUCUCCAGGGUUUUUGGCAGUGGAACUAGCAGUGGAACUGACACCGCAGAUACGAAUGGACAUCAAUUACACCGACAGCAGGUUGAGAGUAGGGAACCUAAUGAACCACCAGACGGUACGGAUGGGGUAAACAAAUCGCCCGAAAACUUCAGGGGUCGCCAAAUUCUGGAUACACCAAUUCGAGAGCUGUGGAACAUGGCAUACGAGAAGCUCGGAGAGCAGGAUGGUGCACUCAUCGCAGACUAUGAAGCCAAGCUCACUGAAAGCAAAAUGGAAGAAGUCAACAAAGAUGAGUUGAAACCCGGAUCAGGAAACUUUAGAACUCAAGCAAAAGGCGCUAUGCAGCUUGUAUUGAACAUUGUCAAUUCAGCCAACGACUACAUCAGCAACGCCGCAAGCUCUAACCCCUAUACCUCAAUUGCUUGGACUGGAGUCAGCUUUCUUCUGCCACUUCUCACGAAUAUGUCGGAAGAGAAGACUACCCUAGCGAAAGGGUUAGAGUAUGUCGCUUCUCUUAUUGUGCAAAGCCAAAUGAGAGAAGAACUUUAUGUCGAAUGCUAUGAGUCUGGAACACACAAUCAUGAUAGAUUCCGGCAGUCUCACACUCAGUACAGGACUGCCUUAGAAGAGCUCUAUAUACACAUUCUGAGAUUCCAGGUUACGGCUUGUUGUCACUACGCAAAAAGCUCUGCUCUCCGUCACGCUCUUGAUGCUGUGAAAUGGAAAGACUGGGAUUUACUGAUUGACGAGAUUCGCGAACAUGAGCGCAAUUUUGCUGCCGCCGAAGUAACAUGGCGUGACAUACAGCGCUAUGAGGAGCAUUUGACAACAAUAGACACGUUCUCACAGAUGAAUGCAAAACUUUCCGCUUUAGAAGAUCGCGAGUUUGCUGAUCUGCUAAAAUGGCUAUGCGAUGUUGACCCCUCUUCAAUAUACAAUACAGGGCUUGAUAGACGAGAGGCCGGCACGUGUGAAUGGUUGAUCAAGAAUAGUGAGGAAUUCAAGACUUGGGAGACGAGUGACGGGUCAUUGUUAUGGCUCCAUGGCAAGGCCGGGUCCGGGAAAUCGAUAUUGAGUUCUUCUGUCAUUAAACACCUUCGAGAUAAAUAUGUAUCGGAACCGUCGACUGUGGUAUCAUACUUCUACUUUAGCUUCAGCGACCCGGAGAAACAAAAGGUUGAUGUCAUGCUCGCAUCCCUCACUAAGCAAAUCUGCUCUCGACAGACUCAGAGGUCACAAUUAACCGCACGCCUCCGACAGUACAAACUCAACGGCCAACGCCCAGAUACCGAGACGCUUGAGGCAGUGUUAAUUGCAUCCGCAUCAGAAUUCGCUAAUGUGUAUAUCGUUAUUGAUGCUCUUGAUGAGUGCCCACUACUUAAUGAGCAACGGGCAAAGCUGCUCAAGAGUUUACGGCGUAUACUUGCAAUUGCACCUAGCAAAUUCCACUUUUUCUUCACAAGCCGGAAAGAACCAGAUAUCGACGAUAAAAUACGCCCCAUCUUAUCCUCAACAGAUAAGAACGAAAUUGACUUAUUAGCUCGCCAGCAGACAAUCAACAGGGAUAUCAAUCACUACAUUGACUCUCAGCUUAACGGUGAUGAGUAUAAAUCUUGGCCGCAGAGCGUAAAGGAAGAAGCGAGAGAAUCACUCGUAGGGAAAGCUGACUGCAUUGUAUCAAGGUUCCAAUAUGUCCGGCUUCAGUUAGAAGCACUCCAGAGUCUCUCAUCCGAAUCUGACAUACGAGAGGCGCUUCUGAAUCUCCCCAUUGGACUUGACGCUACUUAUAAUAGAGUUCUAGAGAGUAUCCCACCAACUUUCCAAGAACGAGUCAUACACUCACUUAAAUGGCUCGCCUUUUCGAAAAGAGUCUUGCACAUCGAAGAACUCGCCGAGAUAUUCACUAUCCGCCAGCAUAAUAAUACUAUUACCUUCAAUGAGACAGAACGCCCUUUCACUCCUGCAGACAUUCUGAAGUACUUCUCCGGUCUAGUUAUCGCCCAAGAGGACAGGUUUUCUGAGUAUGAGGAAACCAGCACUCAAGUCCGGCUUGUCCAUUUCUCUCUGAAAGAGUAUUUAAUUUCCGAGAGAAUUCAGCAAGGCCCUAGCAAGGCCUUCUCAUUUAUAGAGCUUGAUGCUGAGCUUUCUAUUGUGCGGUCAUGCCUUGCCUAUCUGAAUCAUUUGAACAACUGGCUUGCGAGUUACACUUCACCUUCUCUCAAUGGCGACGUCGUGAACAAAUCAAAUCCCUUGGCGAGAUACGCAGCACAUUACUGGAUGACCCACCUGGAGGGGAUUCAACGAGUGUCAUGGUCACCUGAGAUCGAAAGUGACGCGAUGAGUGCACUGGCUGUUCAUAGCCGAAGUCUACUCACCCUACUCAUCAAGUCCGGUGCCAAUAAGUACGUUACGUCUGAAGAGCUGGAUGAAGCACUGCAGCAAAUGGCCUGUAUAGGAUCGAUAGAUAUGAUGCAGGUUUUUCUCGAAGCAGGCGCAGAUAUCAAUGCGCAAUGUGGUACAUAUGGCUCGGCUCUGCAAGCAGCUGCGGCAGAGGGACAUUUGGAUGCGAUCAAGUUUCUUGUGAACCGCGGAGCCGAUGUCAACAAUUCUUCGAAAAAGGGCGAAUGUUUGCUCACAUGCAUGCCUGAGGAGUCAAACGAGCAACUGCAGUUUCUCCUUGAGAGUGGUGCUAAUAUAAACAUGCAAAACAAGCACGGUGGGACAGCACUUCACAAGGCUAUAAUGCACGGUCACGAUGCAAAUGUUGAUCUACUAUUAAGAAGAGGCGCCGAUGUAAAUGUUUUAGCCAAUGAUGGCACGCCACUCCAGAUUGCGUGUUCAACUCGACUAUCAUAUUCCUCCGACAGGAUGACACUGAGGAAAGUACCGCUAUACGUGAAGAGGCUGUUGCAGUGCAAUGCGGAUCCGAACCUUCGGAAUGGAGAUGGGAUCACAGCGCUAGAGAUUGCGUGCGAUAACGAAGUCCUAUUCCCCAACUACCGAGUGGCAAUGGAGAUAAUACAACUUCUAGUCGAAAACGGAACAAUUGAAGAGGGGACUAUUAUACAGGGCUUUGUUGUUAAUGAGGACGAUCGCGAUGAUUGGGAUUGGAUGCAGGAGGGACAAUGGGGAGAAGGGCGUCCUGUAAGGAAGUCAGCAGUCGAGGUGUUGAAGCUGCUUCUUGAGAAUGGCGCCAGGAUCGACGAGCCUCCAGCUUUACACACGGCCUGCAUAUGGAGAGACAAAGAAAGGGUUCGUUGGCUACUGGACCAAGGCGCUGACGUGAACGCGAAGAGCGAUUCGCAUGGCACACCACUGCAUGCUGUUUUGACUCACACUAUAUAUGGUGGCCAAGUAACGCCAUUCUUUGGAGGUGCCUUCAGUUCGAAUCAGGAAAUAAGUGAAGAGACUGUGCCGAUUAUACAGUUGCUCAUAAACGAAGGGGCCCAGGUUAACCAAGUCGGUGGAGAACAUGGCACUGCUCUCCAGGCUGCCUGCUACAACGACGCGCUCAAUUUGGAGGUAGUCCGUUGUCUGCUCGAACAUGGCGCUGAUGUGAAUGCAAAAGGGGAGGAAUAUGAAACAGCACUUAUAGCUACAUGUGCAACUCGUAGAGAAGUAGACUUGGUUCGGCUACUCCUCGAACACGGCGCUGAUGCUAAUGCGGAGGGGGGAGAAUAUGGAACAGCUCUUGCAAGCGCCUGCAAAAGAGGAGCCCCUGAGUUGGUGCGACUGUUGAUUGAAUACGGAGCAAAUAUCCACCAGCGGGACUAUGCGGCCUGGGACGCGGCCGCUCGGAUACCACUAUAUCCUUUCGAAACGCCGAAACUUCCACAGAAUUGGGAUGGCAUCGAGAUGCUGGAACUUCUGUUUGAAGUAACUGAUACCAAUCACCGGCGUGGGGGGCUCGCCGCUGCUCUAAAUGCCACAAUAGAGAUGUGUGAUCUACGAAAAGAGAUACCAAAGCGGAGAUGGCACGAAAGAAUCUACUGGCUACUUGAACAUGGCGCCGAUGUCAAUGCCAAGGGUGGCAAAUAUGGCUUCGCACUUCAGACGGCAUGUGUGAGAGAACCCGAGCUUCUUGAUCUCAGGGAUAUCGAUGCCAACUCCUUCAUAACAAAAUUCCUUCUCGAGCAGUGCCCAAAUAUCAAUGUCAACAUACAAGGAGGUAUCUUCGGGUCAGCUCUCCAGGCAGCGGCUUUCUCAGGCCAGACGGAGUCAGUUAGGCUGCUAUUGGAUAGAGGGGCCGAUGUUGACGCACGCGGUGGGAAAUGCGGCAGUGCGUUGAACGCGGCAAUCUUUCGCGGCUAUUGGGAUAUUGUUGAGAUUCUUCUUCAAAGGGGGGCUACACCGGAUUAUUGUUUGCAGCAGCAGCCUGACGAAGAGUGGCUUCAACGUGUUAGAGAGAAGUGGUCAGAAGAAAUGGAAGAGGGGUGGCGUAAACGUGUUCGAGAAGUGGAUUGCCGAUGUGCUAUUGCGAGAUAUAGAAAGUUUUGGGAGGUUGAGAGUGGCUCUGCAACUGGGACUAAAUAA
Trichoderma breve is the source of this 4563-nucleotide messenger RNA. RefSeq names its product ankyrin repeats (many copies) domain-containing protein. The record is from RefSeq and is a predicted model, not a curated record. NCBI's taxonomy places the organism in Eukaryota, Fungi, Ascomycota, Sordariomycetes, Hypocreales, Hypocreaceae. Gene Ontology annotation, molecular function: protein binding. Bases 1 to 4563 code for a protein of 1520 amino acids. The transcript is spliced from 6 exons.